AUGGGAUGGCCGACGAGAGGAAUCUCCUUGAUUUUCCCUAAACAUUGCACUUUCCAUCUGCUCAUUUUGAUCACUCUCCUCUCCACUCAUCCAUUCAUCGAUGCCUGUAUUCGAACUGUUCCAGCGACAACUACAACAACGACAACCACCACAACAACAACCACCACAACGACAACAACGGCAGCUUCUUGCACAUCUUGUACAGCAAGUCAAAUCACUUUCACGCCGGCUCAAGCGAAUCGAACAGGAUCGAUUGAUUCAUCGUUCAGCGGUCCCGCAGCAACAGGCACGAAUGGAUGCCUUCAAUUGACGGCAAUCUGCAAUGGAGAUCCGGGAUUCGUUUCUUUUAUGCAGUUUAAUUUCGAACAAGGUGGACCCCAAGAGAAUCAACUUAUGUUACAAGUGACAACAGCUGUAUUGGAUUGCAGAGAUGGGCUAUGGUUCUACAUGAAUCGACAAGUUUACGAGGUGGAUUGUCAAGAAGCACAGAAUGGA
Mesorhabditis belari is the source of this 495-nucleotide messenger RNA. Lineage: Eukaryota; Metazoa; Nematoda; Chromadorea; Rhabditida; Rhabditidae. The record is from the annotation of a GenBank genome assembly.